Molecule: messenger RNA, 1814 nt
Organism: Diabrotica balteata
Lineage: Eukaryota; Metazoa; Arthropoda; Insecta; Coleoptera; Chrysomelidae
Source: the annotation of a GenBank genome assembly
AUAAAAUACUUCAUAGCUUAAAUUAUUUUAGAGUACAUUUUGUUAGGACAACAAAAAUGUUGGUCCUUCCUUUUGUAACCGUAUUUCUGAUUGCUAUAUCCUUCAGUUUAGUGAACGGGGAAGAUGUUUUGGUUAAACUUCCAUUGGGAACCGUCAAAGGAAAAACAAGGACGACAAUAACUGGAGUAAAACUAUAUUCAUUUCAAGGAAUUCCAUUUGCGGAGCCACCCAUCAAUGAAAACAGAUUUCAAAUAGCGAAACCCAAACUGCCAUGGAAUGGCGUCAUCGACGCAACAGAAGAACGCGAAAUAUGUCUUCAAAUGACAUCUGAUACUGUAGCAGGACAUGAAGAUUGUCUGUUUAUCAACAUUUUUUCGCCAAAAGAUCCAGCAGAAAAUGCUAGUCUUCCAGUAAUGGUGUACAUCUAUGGAGGAGGUUUCAUUGAAGGAUCAUCUCAAGACGUCAACGUUGGUCCCGAUCAUCUGAUGAACUACGAUGUUGUCUACGUAACUUUUAACUAUAGGGUUGGACCAUUUGGAUUCUUUUCUACUGGAGAUGAUGUAGUUCCAGGAAACGCUGGUUUGAAAGACCAAGUACAGGCACUUAAAUUCGUAAAGGAAUACAUUGAGUACUUUGGUGGCGAUCCCAAUAAAGUUACCAUUUUUGGGCAAAGUGCGGGAGGAGCUUCUGUUCACUAUCAAGUUCUAAGCCCAAUGUCGAAAGGCUUAUUUAGAGGAGCUAUUUGUGAAAGUGGAUCAGCGUUAAGUGCCUGGGCUUAUCAAAGCAAUCAAACAGAAAUCUCAUAUUUGCUGGUAAAACUUCUCAAUCCGGAUUUAGCAAAUGCGUCUUCCUCCGAGGUGUAUGAAUACCUGAAACAACUACCAGCAGAGAAGAUCGAUAGAGCUGCUCAUAUUAUACAGAGAAUGGAAAAACCUGCCGAUAAUCAAAUCCAACAAGGUUUUUAUUUCGCCCCAGUCAUAGAACACGAACACGAAAAUGCUUUUCUGACCAAAUCAAUGUAUGAAAUUUUGAAAAACGGAGAUUUUAAUACUGAUGUAAAAGUCAUGAUGGGAGUAAACUCUGAAGAAAAUAUGUUCUACGUUUUAAAUAUGACAAACCUCGAACAGCUAGCAACGGAAAUUUCUGCAGAUCAUUCUAUAUUAAUUCCCAGAGGUCUUCACGCAAAGGAAUCAGAUCGUGCUGCGGUGGCUUCGAAAAUUAAAGAAUUCUAUUCCCCAUACCUGGAGUUUUCUCAGGACUAUAGACGUCUUAUUAAAUACUUCAGUGACCAAAGUUUUGCAAGAUCUCUUGUCAAGAGUGCCGAGCUACAUUCCAAAUGGGCCGAUGUAUAUUUCUAUGAAUUCAUGUUUCAUGGUGUAUUAGGUGGUUUCGUUGAUGAAUCAGUAAUUGGUUUCUCUGAAGAUGUAAGACACGGCGAAGAAAUGAGUUUUAUUCUAAGAAGAAAUUAUGGAGGUUUAAAUACCACAGAUCUUACCAAAUACCCAGAAAUCGAUCAAAUUGUUCAAAAGAGGGUUAUCAAAUUGUGGACUGACUUUGCUAAGUAUUUAAAUCCCACCCCAGAACCAGUUGAGUUGUUGCAAAACAUUACGUGGCCAAUGGUAAAACCAGACGCUUUCCAAUAUUUAGCCAUUGGAGCCUGGUUGGAAGUUCAGUGGAAUCCUAAAAGGGAAAUGUAUUAUUUCUGGACACAAAUAUUCGACCAAUAUGGGGUACAACCAUUUAACUCCUGGUAAAUGUAAAUGAAAUAAAUUAUAAUACUGUAAAUAAGUAGUAAUAAACUAUUGAAAAAUGUU